Topomyia yanbarensis is the source of this 2160-nucleotide messenger RNA. It is a transcript of the gene blw, whose product is annotated as ATP synthase subunit alpha, mitochondrial. The transcript is spliced from 4 exons. The record is from RefSeq and is a predicted model, not a curated record. Bases 175 to 1830 code for a protein of 551 amino acids. Gene Ontology annotation, biological process: proton motive force-driven ATP synthesis; proton transmembrane transport. Gene Ontology annotation, molecular function: ADP binding; proton-transporting ATP synthase activity, rotational mechanism; ATP binding. Lineage: Eukaryota; Metazoa; Arthropoda; Insecta; Diptera; Culicidae.
GAACUCAGUGACGGCAGCUAAACUUUCAUACUCGUUCGCUCGAUUCAACCGCGACGUCCAUCUUUCCGAGCCGCAGAAGGCAGAAAAAGUGUUACUCCGAGUCAUUUGGUGUUCAUAGCACGACCGUCAGCCCCGAAACAGAAAGGAAGUAGCAGAAAAAUCCCAGCUUGAAUAAUGUCGAUGCUGUCUGCUCGUUUGGCCGCCCAAGUGGCUCGCCAACUGCCCAGAACCGCUAGCCAGGUCGCUAAAAUCGCUGUUCCUGCGGUUCAGGUUGCUGCCCGUAAUCUCCAUGUUUCAAGCGCCAAGCGCGGUUCGGAAAUUUCUUCCAUCCUGGAGGAAAGAAUCCUGGGCUCAGCACCAAAGGCUGAUUUGGAGGAAACUGGACGUGUAUUGAGUAUCGGUGACGGUAUCGCUCGAGUUUACGGUCUGAAGAACAUCCAGGCCGAUGAGAUGGUGGAAUUUUCCUCCGGUCUCAAGGGUAUGGCCCUCAACUUGGAGCCCGAUAAUGUUGGUGUUGUCGUUUUCGGUAAUGACAAGCUCAUUAAGGAAGGUGACAUUGUCAAACGUACUGGUGCUAUCGUUGAUGUUCCAGUCGGUGAUGAGAUUCUAGGCCGUGUCGUUGAUGCGCUGGGUAACGCUAUUGACGGAAAGGGCGAAAUCAAGACCGGUCAGCGUUUCCGUGUAGGUAUCAAGGCUCCGGGUAUUAUUCCGCGUGUGUCUGUGCGCGAACCUAUGCAAACCGGUAUCAAGGCUGUGGAUUCGCUUGUACCAAUUGGUCGUGGACAGCGUGAACUGAUCAUCGGUGACAGACAGACUGGAAAAACUGCUUUGGCCAUCGAUACCAUCAUCAACCAGCAGCGCUUCAAUAACGGUACAGAUGAGUCUAAGAAACUGUACUGUAUCUACGUCGCUAUCGGCCAGAAGCGGUCUACUGUGGCCCAAAUCGUGAAGCGUUUAACCGAUGCUGGUGCCAUGAAGUACACUAUUAUUGUUUCGGCUACCGCUUCGGAUGCUGCCCCUCUGCAGUAUUUGGCUCCCUAUUCCGGUUGUGCUAUGGGUGAAUACUUCCGUGAUAACGGAAAGCACGCUUUGAUCAUCUAUGAUGAUUUGUCCAAGCAAGCCGUCGCAUACCGUCAGAUGUCGCUGCUGCUGCGUCGUCCUCCAGGUCGUGAAGCUUACCCUGGUGAUGUGUUUUAUCUACAUUCGCGUUUGCUUGAGCGUGCGGCCAAGAUGAACCCAACUUUAGGUGGCGGUUCGUUGACUGCUCUGCCGGUCAUUGAGACCCAGGCCGGUGAUGUGUCCGCUUACAUUCCAACCAAUGUCAUUUCAAUCACUGACGGACAGAUCUUCUUGGAAACUGAAUUGUUUUACAAAGGUAUUCGGCCAGCUAUUAACGUCGGUCUUUCUGUAUCGCGUGUCGGAUCCGCUGCUCAGACAAAGGCUAUGAAGCAGGUCGCUGGUUCCAUGAAGUUAGAAUUGGCUCAAUAUCGUGAGGUCGCUGCUUUCGCUCAGUUCGGCUCUGAUCUUGAUGCUGCCACCCAGCAAUUGUUGAACCGUGGUGUCCGUUUGACUGAAUUGCUGAAACAAGGGCAAUAUGUCCCAAUGGCUAUUGAAGAACAGGUUGCCGUUAUCUAUUGCGGUGUCCGAGGUUACCUGGACAAAAUGGAUCCCAGCAAGAUCACCGCCUUCGAACGGGAAUUCUUGGCUCACGUCAAGACUAACGAAAAGGCUUUGCUAAGCCAGAUCGCGACCGAAGGAAAGAUCUCCGACGAAACUGAUGCCAAGUUGAAGAACAUCGUGACUAGUUUCAUGUCCACCUUCAGCGGUUAAGAACACAGUGCUUUUUGUUUUAGCGUUUAGAGGAAUCCAAGUUAAACUGCGUCUCUUCGUCGGUCGUUGCUAGCUUUAUUUUAGCGAGGCGACGAAGUUGUUCAAGUACAUCUUACGAAUUGUAACAUCUUUCAAACGGGCAGGCAGAUAUUGAAUCUAGGCAAACGAUAAACUAUUGCGAUACCAACACCGAAAAAGAAUCGAUAAGAAGUAACAGUGUAGAAUGGAAACGAUGAAAAUUACGACCAUGCAAAAUAAAAGUUGCUCUUGUAUUAAGUUUACGGAGAUAACAUCUGGAUAUCGAAAUACAGUUUCCAAUAAUUAACGAAA